Molecule: messenger RNA, 1911 nt
Organism: Meloidogyne enterolobii
Lineage: Eukaryota; Metazoa; Nematoda; Chromadorea; Rhabditida; Meloidogynidae
Source: the annotation of a GenBank genome assembly
AUGAGUAUUUACCAUGAAUUGGAACAAAGCAAAAAUUCUGUUGGCGAGCUUAAGAAGAGUUUGGACAACAAGGAGGCUUUGCUUAAGAACACCGAAUCAGAACGUCAACGAAUUGAAGCAGAACUUGACCAAACACUUUCUAAAUUAUCCCAAACUCAAAAUAGAGAAAAAUAUUUGGAUGAAGAUUUAAAAGAAGCGUUAACAAAAAUAGAUAAAUUAAAAAUUGAAUUGGAAAAUUCUUUAAAAGAAUUACAAAAAUGGCAAAAUGAAUAUACAGAAAAGAAGGCAGAAGUUGAUGAAUUGUUGGAAAUUAUUGCUGAAUUUAAUAAUAAAAAUAUUGAAAAAGAAGGGAAGAAAUUUAAUAAGAAGAAUAUUAAUAGAGGUUCUAAUGAUUCAGUUAGCCCUGAUUCUCCGCCUGGACAAAUGGUUGAAUCUGGAGAAUUGGAUGUAGAUAAUGGGGCAGGUUCAGGUGGUAGUGCUGGUUGGUCAGACCUUGGGGAUGGAAUUGAAAUUGCUGGAAAUGAUUCAGAACCAAAAGUUGGAGAGAAAAGUCCGCCAAAACAAAAGAAGUCUUUAACUAAAGAAGAACAAAUUUCUGAAGAGAUUGUUGGGGAAGACAAUAUUGAGGAAAAGAAGAAAGAAAGUGGAGAUAAAAAUGCUACAAAAUUGGUUGAUAUUUUGGAGAUGGCAAAACUUAAAGGGAAGCUUCGUUCUUUGGAGACUGAAAGAGGACAAUUAAAAUUUUCACUUAAAAUUGAAAAAGAAGAAAAAGAAAAUUUACAAAAAGAAUUGGACCGUCUACGACAAGAAAUUGUUGAAAAAGAACGUGAUUCUGAACAAAGGGAAUUGGAUAGACAUGGACUUACUCAACAAUGUUCCAAAUUAUUACAAAUGAUUGAAGAAAAAGAGAAAAAAGUAGAAUAUAGUGAAAAUGAACGUGAAAGACUUCGUUCUCGUUUAUCAGAAAUUGAAUUGGAAUUGAGAAGAGUUGAGGAUGAAAGAAGAGAAUUGGUACAUAAACAUAAAGAAUUGGAACAAUCUUUGAAGAGAAGUAAUGAAUUAAAUGGAAAAUUGGAAAAUAAAUUGUUUCAUGAAGAAAGAAAAAUGAAUGCAAAAAUUAGACAAUUGGAAGAGCAAUUAAUUACAGCAAAAUCUUCAUUAAGUCCGUUAAAUUUAAGUGCUGGUGGAGGUGUUAGUAGCGAUUUAAAUAUGAGUGGAAAUUCUUCUGAUCGUGAUUUUAUUCCUUUAAAUGGACCUGAGGGAGGAGAUGAGGGCGGCGGUCAUGUUGAGCGAAGUAUGGUACCAAGCCUGUGGUCUGAAAUUGAGGCUUCGGAGCCUGUUGAUGAAUUAGUCAACCUCGAACGAAAGGCCAGCAUGCGCCGACGUAGAAGUGCUGCUCGAGAAUCUCCCUUCCUAGGAGAUAUUGUUCACAUAUCAAGCUCUGGACGUGAAGAACGUUUCAAUACUUCAAAAUAUUCUUCUGUUUCUUCUACAGCCGUUCCACGUCAAAGAAUGCGUUCUCGUUCAGCUGGAAGGCAAUCUGCUCGUCUUACUGGUGUUUCAGCGACAAAUCCUCUCUACAAUACUACAAGUUCAAUUGGUGCUUCAACAACUUCUUUAAACCGUCAAAGAGCUUCUGUUUUACCGACAGGGAAGAGUUCUCCAUACAGAAAUAUGAUUGAAAGACCAGCUUCUACACGCCCUCGAAAUAAUUUGUAUACGACUACAUCUGCUGGAGCAAUGUCAGGAGGAGCUUAUUCUUCAGAUUCUAAUGGUGCUUCAAGUCCUCCUCCAGAGAUGCCUCUUCUUUCUGGCGUUCCUCCACCUGGCUUAAACAAAAGACCUGCUAUUAUUUUACCACAAAGGAUGCAAGUACAUUUACACAAACCUGCGAAUAUUUUACCUAAAUAA